Molecule: messenger RNA, 6086 nt
Organism: Clarias gariepinus (North African catfish)
Lineage: Eukaryota; Metazoa; Chordata; Actinopteri; Siluriformes; Clariidae
Product: transcriptional regulator ATRX-like
Exons: 35
Coding region: 146-5524 (1792 amino acids)
Cellular component (GO): nucleus
Molecular function (GO): ATP hydrolysis activity; ATP-dependent chromatin remodeler activity; ATP binding
Source: RefSeq, a predicted model, not a curated record
GCGCAAACCGCAACCGGCAAGAUGGCGCAGUGUGUGUGUUUAAUUUUAUAGUAUGUAGUGUGUGUGUGUGUGUCGCAGUCUGAUUGAAGCGGAUGAUGUUUGCGGUUCGUCUGAGGUUUAAAACACGGCUGACAGUGUGAGCAGGAUGUCCGCCGAGGUGCUCAGGCCUGAGCCCGUGGCCGGGGGAAGCAGGGGCAGCGGGGGUAAACUUGGACUCCUGAUCAAUAAGCUGCACACAUUCCUGGCGGUUUCGGCGGAGCAGGGCAGCGAACACAGCUUACCCGGGCACUGGAGCGGUGCGAUGGCCAAAGAGUUUAUCGAGCAGCAGCAAGCUGUAGCGCGAGCCGCUGAAGAGGCCUCAGAGGCUCGGACCUCCGCAGCUCGCUCCAGAAGGAAGCCCUUGGUGGUGACGAAGCACAGCGGCCUAAACGAGUCGGAUGCUUCCUCUGAGAGCGGAAUGGAGGACGUGCUGUCUGUCAACUCCAGUGAACCGGACUCAACCUGCCUGCCUAAAGGUACAGUGUUCGUGCUCCCGGAGCCGGUGGCUAACGAAGUCCGUGACGAGUUCAGAGGUCCAGAAUUUCGCAGCAAACGAGUGAAACAAAACAAAGACUUCUCAGACAAACGGAGAGGAGGCUGUGAUAUCGAGCGAGUAAACUGUACGGCCUGCGGUCAGCAGGUGAACCACUUCCAGAGAGACUCGGUGUACCAGCAUCCUGCACUCAAAGUGCUCAUCUGCAAGUCCUGUUUUAAGUACUACAUGAGUGAUGACAUCAGCAAAGACGCAGAGGGAAUGGACGAGCAGUGCAGGUGGUGUGCGGAGGGAGGCAGUUUGAUUGGCUGCGACUACUGCAGCAACGCUUUCUGUAAGAAAUGCGUGCUGCGGAACCUCGGGCGGCGCGAGCUGUCGGCCAUCUUGGAGGAGGAGCGCAAAUGGUACUGUUACGUGUGCAGCCCCGAGCCCCUCAUGGACCUGGUGCUGGCCUGCGACUCGGUGCUCCAGAACCUGGAGAAGAUCUGGGCUCGCAAACGGGCCAACGUAGGGGGCGGGGCUCGCGGGAAGCAGCGAGGCGGGCGGGGUGGUGCGGGGGCGGGGUGUCCCCUCAGCACCGCGCCCUCGCGGGGUCUGUGUGACCGGAUGCAGCGUGUGGUGGACAUGACGACGUCGCUGAACCGCUCGUUCGUGGACUUCAUGCAGAGCGAGAAGGACGAGGAGGCAAGCGAGGAGGAGGACGUGGACCGAGCCAAGAGACUCAUGAUGUUCCGGACCAUCCUGCAGGACCUGCGCCAGGCACACACCGCCCUGCAGGAAGCGCUGGAUCGGGAGUUGUAUGGGGGGAAACGGGAGACUCAGAGGCAGCGCGCGAAACCUCGUCAGCGGAAACCCCGGGCUCCGAGGGGCUCGGCCGUCACGAAGGAACUGGUGGUGAAGCUGACCCCCGUCCCCAUGGAGACCUCUGUGAGUCACGACACUAACGACGGCGCUAGCUCCGUCAGCGCCACGUCUGUAAAUAUGACGGAGGAGAAUACACAAAUGAAGGAGGAGGAGGAGAAAGAGGAGAAGGCGGAGACAAUGGAAGGACGGGCUGAUGGGAUGGUAGAAAAAGACGAGGUGAAGGUGGAGGAGGAGCACGAGGGGAAAGGAGGGGCGCCGAUAGAGGAGGAGAACACCGAGGACGAAGACGAGGACGACGACGAGCCGGAGAUGGCGGAGGAGAACAAGCGAUCUCCUCGCGUCAAGACGACGCCUCGACGUCGACGCUCGGACGCCACGCACGCCGGCCUGGAGGAGGAAGAGGAGGAGGAUUCCGACUCGGACGAAGUACCCGCCGUGCUCCUGCAGACCGCCACCGCCGCCACCAGCGAAGACGAGGGUGGGGUCGACAGUGAUGGGGGAGGGGCCGACACCAACCAGGAGGUCAGAAAGCAGUGCCUCUUCGGCUUGGUCAAAACCACGCCCCCUUGCCAAGACCGAACAUCACGCAAGAGGAAACUGAAGGAGAGGUCCUCGUCUUCGUCGUCUUCUUCGUCCUCUUCGGCCACUGAAGCGACAAAGUCCGGGUCGAAGGUCAGAAGGAGCGUGGGGCUUCCUCACAAGGUCGCCAAGACGACGGUGGACAGCGAGAGCUCGUCGAGCGAUCAGGAAACGAACAGCAGCGACUCGGACGAGUCGGACCAGAAGAUUAAACCGCUGAGUGAUGUCACACUGAUGGGUUCAGUGGCGUUCCAGCAGUCUUCUGGAGACGAGGUGGACGUGUGCCCCGCCCCGGUGGUGCUGGACGAGGAUGAUGUGGAGAAUAGAAUAGCUAAAAAGAUCCUGUUGGCCAAGAUCCAAGCCGACUUUACGUCCAGCUCUGAUCAGGACGACACCUCGGACGGCGACGAUGAUGAAUCCGAAGAUGAGGAGGGUGUGACGAAGAGCAGUAGGACGAAGGAAGAUGAGGAGAAAAACGAUGACGAAGCUGAAGAAACCGAGGUUACAGAUAACAGCUCCGACUCGGACGAUCCGGCUAAACCGACGCAAUCGCGUCACCACCUGCUGCGCUGCCGUCUGACCCCGUCGGAGCCGGCGCCGAAAGACGACGCGGAUAAACCUGUCAAUCGGCUGCGAAGGAGGAGAAAAACACCCACGAGCAAGAUGAUAGUCGAUAGCAGCGAGUCAUCCAGUAGCGAGGAGUCGGCACUGAGUGAAACCAUCAGCCAAUCAGAAGAUGAGGACGGCAGCGCCGUGAAGCAGAAGGUCACGGUCUCUGACGCUGAACCUCACACGCCUCCCAGAAAGAAUGGCGCGGACGGUCACUCCGAUGCGGACGGUUUAAACGCGGAGGAGUGCACGAGCCCGACGAAGGGCCGCAAAAAGAUCCGGAGGAUCCUGGGUGUGGGUCAGCUGGCGAAGGAGACGCAGGAGGCGCUGAGGGAGGAGGAGGAGAGGAGGAAGAGGCUGGCGGAGAGAGAGAGACAGAGAAGACAGGAGGAGGAGGAAGAGGAGGAGAGCAGAGAACAAGCACGCGACGACUCGGAGGUAAUGAUCGUAGCUGAGACCCCUGCUCCCAGACCCGUUCCUCUGGUGCUGGAGCUCGACGAUGCAACACGGGAAUGUCUGGUGCAGGUGGACACACACCUGCUGAGGAAACUCAAACCUCACCAACGGAAAGGUGUGCAGUUCAUGUGGGACAGCUGCUGUGAGUCCAUCGCCAAGGUCAAGUCGUCUCCUGGUUCUGGCUGCCUCCUCGCGCACUGCAUGGGCCUCGGGAAGACUCUGCAGACAAUCACGUUCCUGCACACGGUUUUGACGUGCCAGUGGGUGGAGCUGAAGACGGCGCUGGUGGUCUGUCCUCUAAAUACAGCGCUCAACUGGAGAGCCGAGUUCGACAAGUGGCAGCGUGGCAUCACCGGGAAGAAAGUGGAGGUGAUGGAGUUGGUGACGGUGAAGGCGGUGUGUUCUCGAGUUAACGCUCUGACCAGUUGGUACAGGAGAGGAGGAGUGAUGAUCCUGAGUUAUGAACUGUACCGCACUCUUACACACAGAGACCAGGCCAAAUACGGCAAACAGCAAGAGAGCCUACGCCGAUUGCUGCAGGACCCGGGGCCAGACAUAGUCGUGUGUGACGAAGGUCACGUCCUGAAAAACGAGACUACUGGGAUCUGUAAAGCGAUGCGCUCCAUCCGCACGCGGCGGCGAAUCGUCCUGACGGGAACGCCGCUCCAGAACAAUCUUUCAGAGUACCACUGCAUGGUGAGUUUUGUGAAGCAGAACCUCCUGGGUUCCCUGCGUGAGUUUCGGAACCGGUUCAUUAACCCCAUCCAGAACGGCCAGUGCGCCGACUCCACGCCGUCUGACGUCCGACUCAUGAAGAAGAGAGUCCACGUCCUCCACGCACUUCUCGCCGGGUGUGUUCAGAGACAGGAUUAUUCUGUCCUGACGUCUUUCCUGCCCCCCAAGCGAGAGUACGUGCUGUCGGUCAGGAUGACGCCGCUACAGUGUCGAAUGUACAGACACUACCUGCAGAACUACACCGCUGAAGGACGGGGUGUGAACAGUUUAUUUCAGGAUUAUCAGAUCCUAAGUCUGAUCUGGACGCAUCCUUGGUGCCUGCAGCUCUCUGACCUUAAUAAAGGAAACAAGGCUAAAGGGGAGGAGCCAACUUCUGAAACCAUGGUGACUGGUCAGAAAUCCAAAGAGACAAAACAACAGAACCAUAAUGAACGUGGAACCAACUUAGUGGAAACUACACCAGAAGAGGAGCGCAGUGUGUUGAGCGGACCCCCAGCAGGUUGGUACAAGGAGUUUGUGUCCAACGUCGAUGCUGAGGUCCUGGGGCAUUCUGGGAAAUUAAUGCUGCUGAUGGAGAUCCUGCGCUGCGCUGAACAACUGCAGGACAAAGUGUUGGUGUUUAGUCAGUCUCUUGUUUCACUGGACCUGAUUGAAACCUUCCUGGAGUUGGCUGAUAGGGCAAAGAAGGAGGGGAAGGCACGUGUUUAUAACGGGCAGCGCUCAUGGGAGCGACAUAAAGACUAUUAUCGCCUGGACGGCUCCACUACUGCAACAGCACGCAAGAAGUGGGCUCAGGAGUUCAACAACGUCAGAAACACACGCUGCAGGUUGUUCCUGAUCUCCACUCGAGCCGGGUCUUUAGGGAUUAACCUGGUGGCGGCGAAUCGAGUCGUGGUGUUCGAUGCAUCCUGGAACCCGACCUAUGACAUUCAGAGCAUGUUUAGAGUCUAUCGCUUCGGCCAGAAGAAGCUCGUGUACGUCUACCGCCUCCUUGCCCAGGGAACGAUGGAGCAGAAGAUAUACGAGCGUCAGGUGGCGAAGCAGUCUCUGUCGUCCCGUGUGGUGGACCAGCAGCAGAUUCAGCGGCACUUCACACAGAGCCAACUGAGCGAGCUGUACCGCUUUCAACCUGACGUCCGCGGCAAGAACCACACCGUGGAGCCUCCGGACAAAGUGCUGGCGACGCUCCUGCAGCAGUGUGGGCGGAGCAUAGUGUCGUUCCACGAACACGAUUCGCUGCUAGAUCACAGGGUGGAGGAGGAGCUUAGCGUGGAGGAGAGGAAGGAGGCGUGGGAGGAGUACAAGCUCGAGGAGACGACGCAAACACACUCACGUGCCUCGAUCGACGGCGAGCUGUGGAAGAAAAGCAGGCAGGAGUUGGAGGUGAUGUUAAAAAAAGGUCGUUUGGAAGUGCAGAAAGCAGCGCAAAACAUCAAACAACGAAGUCUAGACUACUUUGAGAAGGAAGUGAUGAAACAGCACCCUCUGGUGGACACAGAUGUAAUAAGGCAGAGGGCUGCUCAGGCCUACGAGAGAUUCGAACAAGAGAGAAAGUUCAGGAUCGAGAAUUACCAGCACAUGCUCAACACUCAGCAGAAGCUCAUUCUGUCCAUACAGCAGAUUUUAGCUGAACGUCAAGGCACCAGAGCUCCUCCUGCUCCAUCCACACCGUUCGUCAGUUCGAGAUUAAAAGUGGGUGGAUCGUCCUCAGCCUCGCCCAGUGCUCCGCCCGCCGCUCCGCUGCAUUAGCUGCUGUAAACGUCAUCUCCUCACGAGAAGAGCGGAAGAGAUGAGCGUGUAAUCGAGCUGCUGUAGAUCUAACCACUACAACUAGCACCGAGGUUAACAGGGACGUCUGAUAGCGGCGCAAACGCUAACUCCGUCUUUAUACCCCUAGUUAUGGUUUCAAAAAGCUGCUGCUGAUGAUCCGUAUUGGACACGCGGGUUAGAGUUCGCUUAUUUUUCUACUUUUUUAUGAAUUUUACCUAAAACGCUAUCAGUUAGCAAAGUCGCGAAUGUGUUUAGUGAAAUCUUAGUUUUCUUUUUUCCCUUUCCACUGCAGUGUAACUAAACACUAACGUAAGUUAAAUUCAUCUAAUCGACCAGGAUCCUAUUUUGGUGAGAAAAAAAACACAACAACCAGAAAAUUAUAUAUUAUGGAUAAUUUUAUUUUUUUAUUUGUUGUGUAUAUAGUGUCUAGGGGUGAAAAAAACAGAUCUGUAAUAAUACACUAAUAAAGAAUUACGAUCAUUGUGUAGUGACUGGGUUCACUAAUGAUUUUGUUGUUGAGAAAAGAAAUAAAGGAACAAAG